Bombina bombina (fire-bellied toad) is the source of this 1307-nucleotide messenger RNA. RefSeq names its product transcobalamin-2-like. Gene Ontology annotation, biological process: cobalamin transport. Lineage: Eukaryota; Metazoa; Chordata; Amphibia; Anura; Bombinatoridae. Gene Ontology annotation, molecular function: cobalamin binding. The record is from RefSeq and is a predicted model, not a curated record. Bases 1 to 975 code for a protein of 324 amino acids. The transcript has 7 exons.
AUGCUGAUGGGCAUCAUAAAGAAAACCUCCAUCCGCUGCUACUGGAGCAGUAGCCCCAUUUGCUCGACCCCCUUUUUCUCCCAGAUUUCCCACAACAAUCUCAUUUCCAAUCACUACCAGUACAGUUUAGGGAUUCUCACGCUGUGCGUUAAUGACAAGAAGGUGGAUAAUCAUGUGGUUUAUCAUCUUCUACAAGAAGAAUUGAAUAAUAAAUUUGUCCAUGGCGACACAAUCUCCAUAGAUACAGAGGCUAUGGCAGGUCUAGCCUUCCUGUGUUUGAAGCGUUCCAAGCUGUACACUGCAGACUUGAUGGUAAAAAUCAGGAAUGGAAUCACAAAUAUCAAGCAAAAGAUUAUAAACUCCAAAAACACAGAUGGAUCCUUAGGAAACAUUUACAGCACUCCCCUUGCUGUGCAAUUCCUCUCUGCUUUGGGAACUUCAAAUGAUGAGAAAGAAUGUUCCCAAGCAAUUGGUGCACUACUGGAUGCAAUGAAAAAGGGACAGUUCUCUAAUCCUAUGAUGAUGUCACAGCUAAUGCCUGUUUUGCACCAAAAGUCUUAUUUGGAUGUUACAAAAACAGAUUGUACCAUCAACAAAAGCACUCUGUAUAUAAACCUAAGUUCUGGUACACUACCUGAUGUUCCUGUGGGAGAAGGCACCAUUAAUGUUUUCUUAACAUUGGAAAAGUCCUCAGAUCUGGUGCAGGAAUUCACACAGUCUAUUGAUGUCCCAGUACAAUCAUCUCUUCUGGACAUCUUGAAAACCGCACAAAAGCAGAAUUCACAUUUCACAUUUGAAACACAAGAUUCCCUACAUGGGCCUUUUCUGACUACAAUCAAUGGUGUGAAGGCAUCAGUGGCGGAAAGAACCUACUGGCAGCUUCUGAAAGAGCCAAACAUUUCCUUGUUAGAAGGUAUUGCUGACUACAGACCUGUGAAUGAAGAACACAUUAUAUUGCGACUAAGCAAAUGGUGAAACCAUUUUCUGAUGGAUGUAAUAUUACUGGCCCAUAACCGCCUCAGUAUAUUGUCUUCCGCUACACUUUGAAGGUUCUUUUUUAGCAUAACAUUCUGACUCCAAUAGAUUGGCUUUAGUUUUUCUACAUUGUAAUAUUACAUUAGAUUAUAAGUGAAAAGACCUACACUUCAAAUGUGUUACCUUUCCAGCAUGUAGUUGUGUUGCUGUAUUCUGAAAUCAAUGCACUGUAGUAACUCAAUUGUGAUCUACCUCUCUUGUAAUUUGUUUUCUUGCACAUUAAAAGUUGUUAAAUAAUUGAUUGAAAUAAAAGUUUCUAAAACUGAAUAAAA